Messenger RNA from Ictalurus punctatus (channel catfish), 3371 nucleotides. It is a transcript of the gene cacng7b, whose product is annotated as calcium channel, voltage-dependent, gamma subunit 7b. NCBI's taxonomy places the organism in Eukaryota, Metazoa, Chordata, Actinopteri, Siluriformes, Ictaluridae. The record is from RefSeq and is a predicted model, not a curated record. Gene Ontology annotation, molecular function: channel regulator activity; voltage-gated calcium channel activity. The transcript has 6 exons. Gene Ontology annotation, biological process: postsynaptic neurotransmitter receptor diffusion trapping; calcium ion transport; positive regulation of synaptic transmission, glutamatergic. The coding region runs from base 444 to 1457 and encodes 337 amino acids. Gene Ontology annotation, cellular component: AMPA glutamate receptor complex; postsynaptic density membrane.
GUGUGUGUGUGUGUGUGUGUGUGUGUGUGUGUUUGUCGUGAUCUAAAGCACGCUUUUACUCAAUCCUAUACUGUAAGCUGCAUGUCAGGAGUUCCGCCCUUUGCACAGAUGUUCCAGCUGUAGAGCUAAAAGCGUGAAUGUGUUGUGACUGUGCAGUAUCUGCUCCACAUCUGGAGUCACACAUCUGUGUGUGAGAAUUAUUUGCAGGAAUUUUCUAAUGAGUGCUGUAAUGCCUCUCUGUGUAAGUACAGUACAGUAGUAGCUACAGUGCCGCAUGCGUGUAAGUGAAACCAUAUGCCACGGGGACGAGCUCUGGACAGCGUGUUGUAUGGAUGAGAGAAGCAUUCUGCCGGUUCAACCUGUGUCUAAUUACCAUGACGCAUACAGUAUUCACAGACGCGGGAUUUUUAUGACGUAAGGUAAAUACCGGAGCGUGUUAAAAGAUGAGCUCAUGCAGCAGCAGGGCUCUCACUCUGCUCUCCACCGUGUUUGGGGCGUGCGGACUGCUGUUGGUUGGGGUUGCCGUGGCAACCGAUUAUUGGCUGCUAAUGGAGGAGGGCAUCGUGCUGCAGCAGAACCAAACCAUCGACGUCAAGAUGGCAUUGCACUCUGGCCUCUGGAGGGUGUGCUUCAUAGCAGGUUCAGAGAAAGGAAAAUGUGUGGCCUCUGAGUAUUUCACUGAGCCAGAGAUAGAGAUCACAACAGAAAACACGGCAAAUAUUCUCAAAAUGGUGCGGACAGCUACGCCUUUCCCCAUGGUGUCUUUGCUCUUUGUGUUCACUGCCUUCAUCCUUAGCAACGUGGGCCAUAUUCGCCCACAGCGCACCAUCUUGGCAUUUGUUUCCGGAAUCUUCUUCAUCCUGUCAGGUCUAAGUCUGGUGGUGGGAUUGGUGCUCUAUAUUUCCAGUAUAAACGAUGAGGUGAUGAACAGGCCUAGAGAACCGGAGCACUUCUUUAACUAUCAUUAUGGCUGGUCCUUUGCGUUUGCUGCCAGCUCCUUCCUCCUCAAAGAGGGUGCAGGUGUGAUGUCUGUGUAUCUCUUCAUGAAGCGUUACACUGAAGAGGAGAUGUAUCGGCCUCACCCAGCACUCUACCGCCCCCGUCUGUCUGAGAGCAGUGACUACAGUGGUCAAUUCCUGCAGCCUGACACGUGGCCGCCUCACCAACGUGCUCGCAGUGCCUCUGAGCUCUCCAGUGAUGUGUCCAUUCAGCUAGCACAGGCCCAGCAGCCUCCAGCCAAACUCAUCGCCCAGCACAGUGUAUCAGCACCUAGCGCCACAGCUGCCUCCAGCCCCGAGUCUGCAGUUGCAUUCCAGCUUCAGUCACCCUCACACUUUAGCCACAACCACCCUCUCCACCCCACAGAGUCCCAGAGCUUGCCCCUGUCCAUGCCACCACCUGCCGUGCCACCCCCUCAUUACCACACACACAUGCGCAUGAGCGCCUCGCCAUGUUAGAGGCAUUUCCAUCCACCUGUAUUUCUACAAAUUUUUAAUUUAAGCAUAAAUUGAAACAAAACACUGAUUUGCAUUUUUUGUAUUUUUUUUUUUUUUUUUUUUGCUGAUUUUUUGAAUAUUUGCUUAACAUUUGAGAGACAUUUGGAUGGAAACAGACCUAAAGAGAGCGAGAGAGAGAGAGAGAGAGAGAGAGAGAGAGAUUAUCUACAGUGUGUUAUGGUUUGAAAGAGUGUAAAAGAGCAAACCUGAUCUUGAGAGUAGUGUGAAAUAAGCUAGGUUAUGAGUUAUCUUAACAAAAAUGUUAAGAUAUGAACAUUGUAAUGGAAUAGUAACCAUUUCGUUACAUGGUGUUAUACAGGGAGAUUUAUUGCACAAGCAAUGUACAAUGCAAAACACUUCCAUUAUAACACACAUUGUUGUAUACUUACAUAUGUAGUGCACAAAGACAGUAAUUAUUGCCUUCAGUUUUACUAGUGAUAUUGAAAAUGUAUUAUUUUCAUCACUCUCUCAAAGUAUCAGUAUUAGUGUUAUUAUCAUGAAGACAUAUUUAAGCUUACUUGUUGCCAGGGAAAAUAUGUAAAAUAGGUAUAUUAUUUCUACUUUGAAUAUGAGAUAUUCCAGACUGAUGAUUUUUAUGAUGUAAAUAAUAUGUGUAGUUUUAACUGGUAUGGGAAAAUAUUAAGACCUGCACAACUGAGUGGGGAACUGUUAUAUACAUUGAAAAUUAAACUGACUGGAAAAACAACUUUGCUUAAAGUCCCAGAAAGGGCUUUUUGAGUAUUGGUUCUUUUGCUAGCUUUUCAAGUUGCAGUAUGUAAUUUCCCCCCUAUUUUAGUGCAUAUUAGUAGUGGAAGCCAUCUUACAUUCAAAUGGAUUUUAUCAUUUUUGUCCCUUAAUAGGUAUCUCAUUCUAAUGCAUCGGUAUUUGUGCACUUUAGCUUAAAAUCCUUUUGGGACUUUAAGAGUAGGGUUAUACUGCAAGUAUGCUGUUGCUUAUCAUGUGAAAGAGAUCCAGUAUUGAUUAUAACAUUUGUGGGCGUGAUGGUGGUUAUCAUUAGAAUAAAACCACUAUGUUGAUUCUGCAUAAUUAUUGUUGUUUUAUUUGUAAUGGAGUCUUGUGUUUUUUUUGUUAACUAAUGACAUCAUAUAAUAGAUUCCCAUAUGCAUUAAUAAUACAUUUUAAAGCAGCAGUAAGUAACUUUUGGGAAUUUAGGGAUUUGAAGACACUUGGUGGAAAUGUCAAUAGCUGCUCACCCAGUGCGAAUGGCAAUUCAUUAGACCUUCAGGGCACAUUCAAAUAUUCAAGAUGUUAAUUGUAGAAUUAAAUGUCUUCUGAAGAUGUAAUCAUCUGAUUCCAUUUUCAUAAUUUACUCAGUAAUACAUUAAUUAUUAUGACAAUUAAAAUCUUCAUCGAUGUGACUGUCACAGUUACUAUGAAAUAAGUGAAAGAAAGUCAAUCCAACAGCUCACUCCAGUAAACCUAAGCAGUAAUCUAUGUAACACACUGUAACUGCAGCAGUUUAUUAAAGAGAAAGAAGGUAGCACUCAAAGUCUGAUACUCCUAAAGAUUGCUAUACAAGUCAGCGAAAAUAACAAACGAGGCAAAAAAUCAAAAGGUCCACAAUAGUCAAUUCGCCCUCAGUGGAAAGAGCAACAAAGCAAGAGAGCAAACAGUAGUAGCCAGUAAACAUUAGCAAGCUAGUUAAAAAAUAAUGUGGUGAACAUAUACUGGAAAACUCACAACUAGCUGUGAAGGACCAAACUCUAGACAAACACAACAAAAGCUGUUAAGGAACUAGCCAGCUGAUCUUCAUUAAUCACCUAAAACAAUGCUCCAAAUUUCAAUAUGUUUCAAUAAGUUGUUUGGCUGUAAUUUCAGUGAGAGUGUAUCUACAGUCAUGUGAAACAAUAAGUA